AUGAACAGGAGAACCAACACCGUUCUGUUGCUAGCCGCGCUUUGCGUUUUAUUGCUCGCGAAAGAUGGACGUGGCAGCAGCAGCACGGUGACGAUUGCCGCUUUUAACGUACAAAUUUUCGGUGCGAGUUUCAUGGAGGAACCUGAACACGUUGACAAGUUGGCGCAGAUAAUCCUUCGCUACGAUCUGAUCCUGAUACAGGAGAUACGAGAGAAAGGCGAGGUGGCAGUCUACGAGCUAAUGGCUAUCGUGAACGAGAAGUCAAAAGAAGCGUAUGCAUUAGCUCUCAGUGACCGCCUCGGAAGAACAGAUUCUAAAGAACAAUAUGCGUUCAUUUACCUGAGAAGCAAGCUGUCUGUUAACAGCUUUUAUCACUUUAACGACGUUGAGGAUUAUUUUGAAAGACCGCCUUACAUUGUUCGCUUCGACAGCCCCUCUGUACAAGAUCUGUCAUCGUUUUUAUUCAUACCGAUACAUGCGAAACCGUUGGAUGCUGUUAAGGAGGUCGACCAUCUAGUGGACGUUUACAACGAUGCCGUGGCGCGGACAGGGCUAACUGAUGCGAUUAUUGCUGGAGAUUUAAAUGCCGGUUGUGAUUACAUCACGAAGAACGAUUGGCCGAACAUUAGGCUGUGGACUCAGCCAGAGUUCAUGUGGCUCAUCCAUGAUAAUACGAGCACCAUGGUGCUAAGUGACUGCCCUUACGAUAGAAUUGUGCUGGCCGGAGCUGCUCUACAGAAGGCUCAUGUUCCACUCAGUGCGAAACCUUUUCACUUUGAUGAAGAGUACGGCAUGACCAUGGAUGAGGCAUCUAAACUGAGCGAUCACUACCCGGUUGAGUUUCAACUCAAAGCCGCGUCCGAAAGUAUAGUUGCCAUGGCGACGCCACAGCGGGAGGAGUACAGGGUGAUAUUCACGGUGACGUCGGCGGGCGGUGUACAACACGCUGAUGAUCUGAGUGGCUUGAGAAUAAGGCAUGCGCAAAUCACGUACUUCAUAUCUGAAUCAUAG
This is a messenger RNA of Priapulus caudatus, 1011 nucleotides long. Its product is annotated as deoxyribonuclease-1-like. Lineage: Eukaryota; Metazoa; Priapulida; Priapulimorpha; Priapulimorphida; Priapulidae. The record is from RefSeq and is a predicted model, not a curated record. Gene Ontology annotation, biological process: DNA catabolic process. The transcript is spliced from 8 exons. Bases 1 to 1011 code for a protein of 336 amino acids. Gene Ontology annotation, molecular function: DNA nuclease activity. Gene Ontology annotation, cellular component: nucleus.